Molecule: messenger RNA, 3277 nt
Organism: Ochlerotatus camptorhynchus
Lineage: Eukaryota; Metazoa; Arthropoda; Insecta; Diptera; Culicidae
Product: transient receptor potential cation channel protein painless-like
Exons: 4
Coding region: 16-3204 (1062 amino acids)
Biological process (GO): monoatomic ion transport; transmembrane transport
Cellular component (GO): membrane
Molecular function (GO): monoatomic ion channel activity; protein binding
Source: RefSeq, a predicted model, not a curated record
CGACUGAAUUGCAGUAUGGCAGCCCAGGGGCGACCUGCUCAACCCGAAGUCGUGGACACGACGUAUCUGGUUCUGGAACAAACCCGACAGGCGAAACGCAAUCAGCGAAAGGAAUUGCAGACAACUAUGAACAAUGCGUUACAGGCUAUUCUCGAUGAACCGGAAAUCAAAGUUGGAUUACCCAAGCUGCAUGAACUGCUGGAAGACGCCCGGUGGGAUACAUUGCACAACCUAAUCGAGGAAAUGAAGAACUGGGACGUGCAGACCACGAUCCCGGAGCCGAAGUCCUUCCUGUUCAACGCCAAAAUUCAACCAAUAUUUGGAGAGAUGCUUGAAUCGAACACCCUCUAUCAGCCCUAUCUUGAGUGUUUCAUAAUGCGGUUCACAGCCAUCAACGAGAAAAUAGUCCCAGAACUGAACACUCCGCUCCACUACGCCGUCGAAUCGCUCAACAUCAGCUUCAUUACGUGGCUCCUGUCCAGAUCAUCCAUCGAAGUCAAUAGUCGCAACAAGCAGAGUAAAACGGCACUGUUUCUCCUUUGUGAGCAAUACGACGCCCUGAUGAAUAGUCCCAAGUUCAAGAAGCGAGCACUGCAACUUACCAAGAGUCCCGUCAAGGUGGAAGACAUACGCCACUGUAUGCUGCAGCUGCUGGAGCACGGAGCGGAUUUCAAUGUCUGUAGCGAUCGUCUCAAACUGCCAUUCGAGCUGCUGAUGAGGAAUUCAUCCGCCGAAAACAAAGCAUUCCUGAAGGAAUGCGUCAAACGCUUCAACGUAGCCAUUGCGAUCGGGAAACGGGCUGAGGCUAAGCAGCUAGUUCUAGGAUUCUACCAAGAAUGGGUACCGAUUAACGUGACAGUUGAACUGCUGGAAAUUCUACUUCGGUUCAAGGAGCAGCAACGGUUCGAACGAGAGUUUCAACAGUUCAAGAUCAACGAGGGAAACGUAAGACCGGUGAUAAAACUACUGCUUCACAUUGCGGUUGAGCUGGAUAUGGAGCGGGCCGUAAAGAAAAUCGUAGAACAUGCGGGUCAGACCAUCUUUCAAACGGUAAAACCCGUAAGCAAAAGAAAAGCGCUUCGAGUUAGCGAACCAGACCUGGAACGUGACGCCAAGACAUCUGAACUGAUUUACCGAGUGGAGUUGAAGGGUCUUCUCAAAAAAGCCUGCGAGCGCGGCAAUGUGGCCACGCUGACCCUACUACUGGCCAACAUCACCGAUCGGGUUCUGGUGAAUGACGAUCCGAUUCUGGUGUUUGCCCUAAACCGCGCCCAAGAGCUCUGGAGGCGCGAGGAAGAACGAGCAAGGGUUCUGCAGUGCGCAGAACUGCUAGCCAAAGAUCAGAAGAUCUAUCUCACUAGGACGGACAAUAAUGGCAACACAGCUCUGCACACGGCGCUGAAAUUUGGCUUCACCGACAUUGCCCUGGAUCUACUGCAGCAAAAGUAUGCCUUUCUCGGAGUUCGCAACAAGGAUAAUCAAACUCCGCUGGACUUUGCGCGGUACGAAUUCUGGAAGAUGUACUUCGACCAGUGCGUGACGAUCGAUAUUAGACGAUCGUACUUCGAUCGGAACGAAAUCCGUCUCAACCUGAAUGGGUUCGAUCCGUACAUCUUCAAGAAACGCCCCACCAAGAAAGCCGUGCCCAAGGACCGCAGUGAGUUGAACUUGUGGCGAAUCGUGGAAAAGGCUUCGUCCUCAAAUGUUUGCCACCAACAGCCGCAGCAGACCUUCGUCACCGAAAUGGAUCCCAUCAAAAUAAUCGCCAAGUCCAAAGAACUAAAACGCCUCCUACUCCAUCCAGUGAUCUACACCUUCAUUCUGGUCAAGUGGCUACGCCUCACCAAAUGGAUCUAUCUCAAUCUGCUCUGCACACUCGCAACUGUAAUCUGCUUCGGAAUGCACUCCCUGGAUUCCUGCAACGAAGACAACAGUCAUUCGAUUGUUCUAGAGGUCUUCACCUGGCUCGGUGCUAUUUACAUGAUCGUACGGGAAGCCGUCCAGAUCCUGUUCCUCCGACAAAAGUACUUCUUUUCGUUUGAAAACUACCUGGACCUUGCAACGAUCAUUGCCAUGAUAAUUGUGCUUCAAAACGGCUGUCGAUCAAUCAUCUCCUCGCUGAUCGUCAUCGCCUUUGCCCUACAGCUCACCGUCCUGAUUGGAUCACUUCCCUUCAACACCCUCUCUACGUACAUGUAUAUGUUCAAAACUGUCUCCGUGAACUUCAUGAAGAGUUUCCUGCUCUUCAUCCCGCUACUCGGUGCAUUCACCUUCAGCUUCUUCCUGUCUUACAACGAUCGCACCAUACCUCGGAACUCCACGGAAGACGAGAUCCCGUUCAACACGUUUAGCACCUUCUCGAGUGCUGCCCUAAAGACCCUAGUCAUGACCACCGGGGAAUACGAAGCCGCCGGGGUAGAUUUCAGCGGUGGAAGGAUCAUCCUAUUUGUGCUAUUCAUCUUCUUCGCCCCGAUCGUGAUCUUGAACUUGAUUAACGGUCUUGCCGUCAGCGACAUCACCGCCAUCAAGGAAGAAUCAGAACUGAUCAGUCUGCGAAAGAAGGUCCUGAUCCUGGAGCUAUACGAACGUGGUCUACGGGAGAUGCCGUUCGAGCUGAUCCGGCGACUGUUUCCGAGCUCGUUCUUCGAGAACCAUUCGUACGUGAUCGUGGUUAAGCCGAAGGAACUCCGGAAGAUUCUGGUGCAGCACAUUAGUCCACAGGCGGAAAGCCAGCAGUUUCAGCAGCGCGGUCAGAAGUUGCCCAAGGGUGAGUGGCGGGUAGUGCCGAACUUGCCCGGUGGGUGGCUCGUCCGAGGAUCGGAGGGGUUCUUUGUGAAUUUGAGAUUUCUAAAAUUUCCGCUGUUUAUGACUCUUGACGAGCACAUUAUGGAUGAAGCGUUGCAAAUCGCUGAUGCGAGUAUCAUGCUGAAGGAGAUUAUGGACAGUAGACGCGUGGAGAUUACUUCCUUGGAUAGCACUCCCACGGAAAUGAAUGAUAAGCUUGAGGAGAUGAGGACAGAGAUUGAGAGGAUGAAUCGGCUGCUGACGAAGGUGAUAAAGCAGGGGAAACCUGUGAAGAGGAAGAUAUCGGUGGAAAAGAAACAAGUGGUGCGAGAAGUCGACGAGCAAGGCGAAACGUUUAAACGCGUUGCCAAAGUGGCGAAAGCCGUGGGGAAGUUUAAAAAGGGUAAGAAGAAAAAGUAGUCAUCUAGACGAUUUUAAAAUCAUUGUUCGGGUAUAGAUUUAUUUUACAAAAAUAAUAAAUGUUUAAGUAUUA